Messenger RNA from Paramecium sonneborni, 8598 nucleotides. Lineage: Eukaryota; Ciliophora; Oligohymenophorea; Peniculida; Parameciidae. The record is from the annotation of a GenBank genome assembly.
AUGACAUUUUUUAUAUGGUUGUUAAUGUUAUUUAGCAAUACAUAUAGCCUGAAAAUAAAGGAAAUGGAUUCUUUAUAUUAAUAUAGCUAAUAAUCAAUUGUAAUACAAUAAGAUGCUCCAUCCAUUUUGAGUGCGUUUAGAUAUGGAUUAUGGUCAAAAUAUAAUCCUCUAACAAAUAUUCUUUAAGUUGGAAGUGUAGGUUUAUUUGAGAGUGAUUGUUUUCUUUUGCAUAGGGCUGUUGAAGAGGUAACCUAAGCUCUCAAUCUUAUCUAUUAUGAUUGUUUAGAUGAAGCAUCAUAGAAAAUAAAAAAAACAAUAGCAUUUAUAGAUAAUGAAGAUGUGUAGCAUAUAUUUACAUUUGAUGUUGAUCCUUUUGAAUAUGAAAAUGUGUGGUAUUAUUUCCAAAUUUCAUAAUGGCCAUUAUCAUAAAGAUUUGAACUAAUUUUUAUUUAUUAAGAGAAAACAAUACAUGAAUAUUUGAACAUAAAAUACCCAUUCAAAGAUCAAAAUUUAUUGUUGAUAUUUGGAGGAGGCUUAAUAGUAACUUAAUCUAAGAUUGAAACAAUAGAAACAGGUAUAAAAUUUUCUUAUUUUCCUGGUAAAAUGAUAAAGGUAGAGUAUGAAUUCAUAGAAAUACCUUAAGAAUAAGAUUAAGAAUGGUUUGCUAGAAUGGAAUUUGAACCUUAUUAGUAAUGUAUAUGUAGUAGAAAUGAUGUUUUUAAAGUUGAAGAUUUUACCUUAAAAUGGAUGGAAAAGAAUGUUUAUACUUCAUAAAAUAUUAACUGCAAUUCUUUUAAUUUAUAAGGAUGGUUAAAAAUAACUGAUAUUAUUAAGAAAUCAGAUGAAUUCAUUUAUCACUUAUUAAUUCUUUCAUCAAAUUUUUAGAAUCAAUUUUCAGACAAAAACUUAUCUCCUUUUUCUUUAUCAUAUAAAAUAUCUCCUUUUGGAAAUGAAUUAAUUCUUACAACUUAUAGCUAUACAUUUCCAAAAGUAACAAUAAAUUUUUCUAAUGAUGAAUAAUUAAUAAAAAAAGAAUUUGAUAUUACACAUUCAAUUUAUCUAUGGUAAAAGAUACAAAUAAAGUUGAUCGAAGAUUAAUUGAAGAUUAAUAUAUAGUUUUAUGAUAAUUAAGAUAUUCAUGAAUAUGACUCAGAAUUACAUGUAAAAUAAUUUAAAUGCACUCAAUUAAAAUUAGAAUAUGGGAAUAUAUUUUAGUAAACAGAGAAUUAUUUAAAUAUUUAAACUAAAACAACAUAGUUUAAUAAUUGUGAUACAAAUGAUAUUUUAUAAAGUUGUCAUUAUAGUUGUUAAGAAUGUGAUGGCCCAACGUAAAAUAAUUGUUUGUCUUGUAUAACAGAAUCUUAAAGAAUUUAUUUACCUGGAUUUAAAGCAUGUGUUUGUCCAUUUGAUACAAUUGAUAAAGAGAAUUGUGUAUCUUAUAUAAAUUCAGGAUUACAAUUAUCUAGUAUAAAAAAAGUAUUACCAAAAUGUAAUUAUGGUUAUUUUGAAUACGAAGAUCUUUGUAUACAUUGGUACUAUUAAUUAAUAAAUUAGUCCUUCUAAAAUAAAUGAUAAGUUAGCCACUUGUUAAGAAUGCUUAUAAAAUCCAAAAGGAUGGAGCAAGAAUCCAUAUUGUGAAUAUGAUUUAUUCUUAAAUUAAAAUGGAAAUGUGUAAUCUAUGGAAUGGUAUGGUUAUUCUAUUUAUUAUCUUUUUGAUGGAAAUGUAUUUAUAUAAUGUGAUCAUUGCAAUAGUUCAUAUUCUUUUAUAGUAGAUGAUUCAUAUAUACCAAAUGAAAUCAUUACAUUAAAAAAAUAAAAAAUUAUUUGUCUAAUGUAUAUUAGUAAUUGUUAUGAAUGCUAAAAAACUAUAUAUGGUGAGGAAUGUAUUUAAUGUUAUUAUCCAUAUCAAUUAAUAAAUGGAUCUUGUAUCUCAAUUGAGAAUAAUUUCAAAUAAAAAUAUUGUGAGGCUCCUUAUUAUUUAACAUCUGAAAGAAAAUGUUCUUUAUGUCCUAUAAUUAAUUGUAAGUAUUGUUUUGAAUAUUAAGAAGAUGAUCUAUCUAAAUGCACUUUAUACAAUAAUUUUAUAGAUUUUGAUUCAGAUAUUGAAGCAAAGAUUGGAUGUGCUUUAUGUGAAGAUAAUUUUAUAUUUGAUUUCAAUGAUGGAACUUGUUAAUUUAAAUAAUCAAAAUAAUAGAAUUGUUUAAGAUCAUUUAUAUAUAAAGGAUAAGAAAUGUGUACAUUAUCAUAGAUUGAUGAUUUUAAUAUAGCUCCAGAAAUAAUAAAUUGUUAGAAAUAUUAACCUAAUUGUUUAUAAUGUAUUCGAUCACCAGAAUUUACAAUUAAAUGUGUUUAAUGUGAAAUUGGAUUUAUAACAUCUAUAUAAACUGGAGGAUGUUUUAAAGCAGAUUAAGAUAGUUUAAAUGGAGCAUCAAUUAUAAUUGAAGGUGUUUAUGAAUUAAGAGAUGGAUGGAUUUAGAGAAUUCAGAGUUUCUUAAUGAAAUUUUUACCAAAUAAUUAUUUUUACUUUCAAACUAAACUUGAUUAAAUGAUGACUUAAUAAAUUGUUGAAUGUUAAGAUGGUUAUCAUUUUGUUUCUUCUUACAAAUGUAAUAAAUAUUGUGAUCCUUAAUGUCAGGAAUGUAUAUUAAAUUAUUCAGGAAGUUAUUCUUGUAAUAAAUGUCCAUUAAAUAAAUACUACUAACCAAUUAGAGAUUAGAUUGAUGGAACAUGUUCUGAAUGUUCAUAACUAUGUCAUGCUUGUUAACUUAGAACAAAUCAAGAAAUAUAUGUAAUUUAUUAUUUUUAUCUUAGAAAUUACAAUCAACCUUCAUGUUAAGUAAUUCAAAUUCAAUUCAUACUAAAAAAUGCUUAAAACCUGUAUAACAUCCUUAGAUCUAUUUAGAUCCAUAUGAUCAAAUUGCUAAAUAUUGUUUUGAUCAAACUUGUUCUAAUUAAUUUAUACAUUAGAGGAAAAUUUUUUAUUGUGAAUGGUUUGAUAUAUUUUGGGAAUUUGAUUUAAAUAUUGAUUAUCUUAAUCAAAUAGGAAUAGAUAGCUUAGUUAUUCAUUUUAUUUAUUCAAUUCAAUCUAAAUAGUGCAAAAUUUCUAAUUUUAUUAUUGAAAGUAAACUUAAAACUAAAGUAUUCUCUCUUAAACAUGUUCAUUUUAUUUUAGGCUCUAAUAAAAUUUUGAUAAUGGUAAUGACAAAAGAAGUUUAUGUUAAAAACAUUGAUAAAUUUGAGAUUAAUAGCAUCAUUUAUGAAAAUAAAUAAAGUUAUAAAUUUAUUCUGCAAAAUAAUUCGACAAAUGUGGAAUUAAAAUUGACAAAUGUUACCUUUAUAGAUAGCGAAAUGAAAAAUAUAUAAGCUAUGUUUUAAAAUAAUGCAUUUGGUGAUGUUACAUUUUAAGAUUUCUCAUUAGUAAAUACAAAUUUUGAAAAUUCAUCAAUUUUAAAUCUAUUUGGCCAAGACCUUAAUGGAAUCAUUGUUUUAGAAAGAAUUAUUAUUCAAAAAUGUGUUUUCAUUAAUUCGAAUUUAUUUUAAUCUACAAAUAAUAAAGUUCUGUUAGAUGCUAAAGAAAUACUUAUAGAAGAUAGUUAAUUUACUAACUCUUCUUUAUUUUUAAUUGAUUCAAAUUUUUAACAAUUAAGUAUAUUUGAUUUCUUCAAUGUUACUAUUAUCAGAACUAAUUUUACAAAUUCAAGUUUUCUUUAAAGUAAAAAUCAUGUUGCUUUUUCACUCAAACACUUAUUAUUCUCAUCUAAUAUAUUGCUAUUUUCUGAACUAUUUGUUUUUUAAUAUAAUUUCUCAUUUUCAUAUAUCUAAAUUUUGGAUUGUCAAUUUUAAGAAUCAAAGUUUAUUUAGAUGAUUGAGAAAAAUGAAGAUUAAUCCAUUUCUGUCCUUUUUAAAUAUCUUAAAACUUAAAAAACCCAAUUUAUAAACUCUAGAUUCUUGUCUUUAUAAAGUAAUUAGGAGUUUAGUUAGGUUGAAUUUAUGAUAUCGAAUUCAGCCUUUAAAGAAAUAACAGGAGUAAAUAAUACUGAUAUUAAAUAAUUUCUUUUUAAAAUAAGAUGCUCUAUAAUGUAUAUGUAAGAUAUAACUUUUAUUGAUUUAAAAAAUCUUCUUAUAUUCCACAUUUUUGAAAGUAAUGAAAUUAUAGUAGAAAAUUUAAUUUAUGAAAAUUCAGCUUAAGUUUAUUAAGUUCCUUUCUCAUAAAAUUGUCAAGUUAAAACUAAUGAGAAAAACUAACUUUUAAAAAUAGAAAGCUUUUAUUCAUUAAUAAUAAAUUCUGUGAAUAUAAUUAAUCAAUUUACUUCUGAUGAAUCAUUUAUAGAUUUAUCAUAAAGAAGAGAAUUUAAUUCUACAAGAUUAGAAAUUAUUGAUCUUACUUUUAGAGGAAAUAUAUUAUUGUUUAAAGAAUCUACGAAAUCAUUCUCUCUUUUAGCUUUAAAUUCAGAAUGGGAUAUAGAUGUUAAAAUUAGGAAGAUUUAAUUUAUUGAAAAUUGUUUUCAUUCAAUAGCUAAUAAUUUUUUUUAGUCCUACUCUUCUUUACUUUAUCUUAAUAUAAAAACAAGUAAGAUAUAAAUGUUAAAUUUUGUGUCUGAAAGAAAUGCUUUUACAAAUUCAUCCAACACAUUUAUCUAUAUAAAUUCAAAAACAUUAUUUAUUUAAGAUUUAAAAAUUCUUAAUCAUAAUGUUUUAUCAUAUUAACAAUGGGAAAGAUUUUAUGGAUUAAAAUUAGACAAAUUUUAUGAUUAAUAAUAAAUUAAUUAAAUAGCCUUUAAGAUUUUUAAUAUAUCGAAUAUAGGAGGAGUAGCUCAAAUAACAACAUCCAUUUUUAAUUGUUUAAAUUGUAACUUUAAUAAUAUUCUUGCAUUUAAGAGUGCUAUUUUUGAGAUAACAGCUUUAGAUUUAGGAAUAGUCAUAUUUAGAUCAUUUAUAGUAAAUGAUAUUCUAUAAGAUUUAAGACAAGUUUCAAAUAGUUCAGGUUGUGUAAGUUUGUACUCAUCAGAUGGCCUUAUAAAUUUAGAAAUUUAAAACUCUAUUUUUAAGAAUGUAUACAAUAGAAUGUCAUCAUCUAUUUUAUCAAUAUAACCUUCAAAAAUCAAAAAUAAGAUAAAUUUAACUGAAAUUUAGAUAUUUGAUUGUUUAUCUUUGAUGAAUCAAAUUUUAUUUGUAGAAUUCUCUGAUGAAUUAGUGUAUAAAAACACCUUAAAUUUAGAAAAUAUAAUUGUAUAACAAAAUAAGGAAUCAUGGAUAUAACUAUUUUAACAAAUAGGAAAUCUUAGCUUAACAGAACUUCUACGCAUUUCCAGUAGUUAAAAUUCAUUAUUUUACAUUAAAAGUAGUUCAAUACGUAUCAGAAAUGUUAGAUUUGAAGGUCUUUAUAUAUCACCAAUUCUAAAAAUUAUAAAUGCACCUAAUAUAGAUUUCUAAAAAUUUGAAGCAAGAUUUGUAUAACAAAUAUACUCUUUUACUUUGAUAAGUAUAAUUUAAAUGAUAGAUAUUGAAACAAUAUCAAUGAUACAAUAAUUAAAUAUUCAGAAUAGUUCAAUAUAGUAAGUAGGAUCUCAAAGAAUAUUUUUGUAGAAUAAUGAUUAUAUACUUGAAGGAUGUGUUAUUAUUAAUAAAUAAUAAAAACAGAUAUCAGAUCCAUAUUAUUUAAAUUAUAUUAUAAAUGCUCUAGAAUAACAUUCAUCAACUUAACUUUCAUUAAUCCAUAUUUAAAGUCAAUCAAAUAAGCAUUCAUUUUAUUUUAAUAAACUAGAAAUAAUUGAAAAUAAUUGUUUACAUUGCACUGAUGGUUUAUUUUAUCUUAAUUUAAUAUCUUUCUAAAAAAUCACAAUAUUAUAAUUAAACUGUUAUUAUAACAAUAUCUAAUAUUAUGGAUGUUUAAAAAUUUUAGAUGAAAAUAAAAUCUCUUCAAAGAUUCAAAUAUUAAGUUCAUCAUUUAUUCGAAAUAAAGGAAAUUAAGGAGUUGCAAUCUCAUCAAAUAGGCCAAUAAAUAUAAUAUCAUGCAAAUUUAUUUAAAAUAUUGCCAGUUUUAGAGCAGGAAGUUUAUACUUAGAAUUAAAUAAUGAUUAAUUUAUAAUUAAAAAUUCUAUUAUUAUAGGAAAUCAAGCCUAAGAAGGAGGAGGAAUCUAUUUAAAAGGAGAUAAUAAUUUAAAUAGUUAAAAUUUUAUUUAAACAUAUCUUAAAUUUAAUGAAGCUUAUAAUUUUGCUAAUAAUCUAGUUGAAAGUCCAACAAAUUUAGUUUUACUUAUUAAUUAAUUUGAAAUGAAGUCAUUGAAAUUAAAUAGUGAUAAAGUUUAGACAAACAUUUUAAAAAUAUAACCUUAUUAGACUAUUGAUCAAGAAAAUAGAAUGGAAUCUGAUUAUUUAAUGAUACCUAGUGGAUAAGCUAUUCAAUCAUUUUCUAUCUCUAUUCCUAAAUUAUAAUAAACAUAUAAAUAGAUUUAACAAAUGACAAUACAAUUUAAAAAUAGUUUAAAUGAAUUACAAAAAGACUUGAUUAAUUCAACCUGUAAAAUUAAUGAUCAUAUUAUAUAACUGAAUGAUACAAUUAUUAAUGGUAGUCUUUAAAAUAUUGAAUUACUUUAUAAUAUUGCAUAAAGCACUUUUGAUUUAAGUCCAAUAUCUUUUAAAUUUGACCCUUAUAACUCAGAUUACAAAUACUUAGAAAUAUCUAUUUAUUGUUCAAUUUAAAAUUAUUAAAAUCCUCUAAAUUAUAUUAUAUAAGCUAAAAGUUACAAAUGCUAACUUGGAUAAUUCUAUAUAGAUGAGGGAUGUUAGAUUUGUGAAUCAACUUAAGGUUUUUAUUCUGUAACAUAUGAUUCUAAUAAAUGUUCUAUAUUUGAUAAGGAGAAGUUUGAAGAGAUAACUUCAAAUCAAAUUAAAUUAAAAGAAGGUUAUUGGAGACCUCAUUAUUUAUCAGAUGAGUCUUCCUUAUGUUUUAAAAUAACAAGUUUUUGUGUAGGAGGGUGGGAUUAAGGAGAUUCACUUUGUAGUAAAGGUCAUGUUGGAGCAUUGUGUGAAGAAUGCGAUAUAUAUGAUAUUAGAGGAGAAGGUAAAUAUUUAAAAAAUUUAUAAAACUCAUCAUGUUUGCCUUGUUUUGGUAUUGAAGAUAGUAUUAUGCCUUUCAUUUUAAAUUCAAUUUGGUAUAAUCUAUUAUUAAUAGUUUUAGGGCAAUUGUGUCAAUAGUACUUACUUUAAAAAGUAUUGAAAAAUCUAAUGAUCUAUUUUUGUUUCUGAAAAUCAAAGAAAGAUUCAGCUAAAUACUUUUUAAAUUAAAUUAAGGUAUUAUUUUUUAUUAUUGUAGAUCUUGUAAGUAUUUUAAUUAAAAUGUUCUUAAAUUAUUUAUGGAUAUUUUCUGUGAUUUUCACAUUUAAUAUUAACUUUUCUUUUUAAUUUAACUUUGUUGAUUAAGCUAGUAAUACCUCCUAUUCAAUGGCUAAUAAUUUAGAUUGUUAUUUAUCUGAUGCUAUAGAAAUUCAAGUAAUCUAUUCAAAAAUUAUUCUCAUAUUGAUGUUAAUUUUAUGGCAAUUUAUAAUUAUUAUUUUUGGAUUGGUAGUAUUUUCUAUUUUAGUCCGUUCAAAGUUCAAAUCCAAUAUCAUUUCAAACACUUUACUUUGCUUAUAUAUUUUCAAUUAUGCAGGUUUUAUUAAAAUGUAUAAAGUUAAUUAUAAUUUAGGUUAUGUUCUGUAGUUUCAUAUAGAGAAAUAGCCAAUAUUAAAUAUAUAUAAGGGGAUUUAACUUUAGAAUUUGAUUCAGAAACUCAUCAUUUAUGGAUGUUUUAUUUAGUAAUACCUGGAUUAUUAAUAUUUGGCUGUUUAAUUCCUCUUUCUUUGUUUUUUUUAAUGUAUUUCAAAAGAUAAGAAUUAAAUUUGCAUACAUUAAGACCACACAUUUGUUAUCUUUUUAAUGAAUAUGAAAAAAAAAGUUAUUAUUGGGAAUAAAUAAAACUGAUCAAAAGAGCUAUAAUGAUCCUUAUUUUAACAUAUUUUGAAACUAACAUACAUCUAAAAGCAUCAUUAAUUGGUUUAUGCAUGAUUUGUUAUCAAAAAUUAGCAGUUAGAUAACAACCUUACAUAAUUUCUAAAUUUAAUAAAUUAGAUUUACACACUGGUUAAAUAUGCUCUAUUACUAUAUUUUUAUCUGCUAUUAAAUAUGAAAGUGAAAAGCUUAAUAAUCAAGUAAUAUCUCUUGCUCUUUAAAUUAUUCUUAUGUUACUCUUUCUUCUUAUUUCUUUUCCAUUCAUCUAUAAUAUAUUAUAGAUUUACUACAAUAAAUAUAGAUUACUUGCCUUGAAAUAUAUACAUUUAACUUUUAAGCAUUUAAAAUUAAGAUAUGCAUCAAAAAUGUUUGAAUAAUUUAUAGAUGAAUAAUAAAAAAAACACUAAAAACUUAAAGAAAAUUUAACCAAAUUAAGAAAGUAUCUUAUUGUUGUUUCUAAAGCUUAAAUUAAAAAUAGACCGUAUUUAUUUAUUUAUAUUUAGUUCUCUUUUUAAUUCUAUGAAUAACAUAUAAAAUUAUCAACAAAAAUUAUUAAGUACAGAAAUUCCAGGAUAAUCAGUCUUAUUAACAGCCAAAAGAUUUGAAUGA